This is a messenger RNA of Peromyscus californicus insignis, 4224 nucleotides long. It is a transcript of the gene Nemp2, whose product is annotated as nuclear envelope integral membrane protein 2. The record is from RefSeq and is a predicted model, not a curated record. NCBI's taxonomy places the organism in Eukaryota, Metazoa, Chordata, Mammalia, Rodentia, Cricetidae. The transcript has 8 exons. Gene Ontology annotation, cellular component: nuclear envelope. The coding region runs from base 578 to 1687 and encodes 369 amino acids.
GUUGGGGGAGGGGAAACCAUGAUCAAAAUAUAUUGGAUGAGAAAAAGUUAUUUUCAGUUAAAAAAAAAUGUAAAAAGUAAAGAUUGAGGUCAUGUAUGGGGAAGAAAAAGAAGUGGGGAAAAAAUCAGAAAUGCUUGUGUACUGUCUUUUUUCUCAACAUCCACCCACCUCAGCACCUGUAGGCACACGCUCUGCUCCCUGCCUGUGGAGACAAAAUGUCUACGUCAGAGGAGGUGUGUGCGUCUGAGCCCUUGACUGGUGCACUGGUCAGACCCACCCUUGCCUGUCCACGGGAUGAUUCCUACAAAGUGACAGGAGUACUUUUCUGUUUGUGAGAUGUCACGAUUCUGUGGACUCCAUUUCUUUGCUCUAGCUCUUCUUCAUUUCUCUACUUCCCACUGUAGUGGAAUUCCUUUUGAAGUUGACGUCUGCAGCCUGCGCUUCUCCCAUUUUCUAUGCACUUUGGCCGGUCAGACUUUCACACCUAGGACCCUAGCACCUCCAUGCUGCUAACUUCAGUGUGACGUCAGUGUGUGACGCAUGGUCUCCAAGUCCCAAGUGCUGGGACUAGAGCCACAUGCUCUGUCAGACCUACAAAACAUCCACUCCCCAAGGCAUCUGUAGACUAAAUGUGACAGUUAGCAGUCCAGGUCUGCUCAGAUUUGUAUAUGUCACAGGAAGUCAUAAUUGCCAGCAUCCAGAAACCAUCCUAUCAUUUAUCAAAUGUGUGAUUCAUAACUUUUGGGUACCAGAGGAGUCUAAGGAAAUGACCAUGGUCUUCAGUCCAUAUGGAAAAACUGUAUGCUUCUCUGUGAAGCCCAUCGGGAGGGUGUUCACCUACUCAGUGAGCGUGGACCAAAAGAUUGUGGAUUUCAAACUCUUCCUUGUAUUUGUGUCAGGCAUUUUCCUCUUCUUUUAUGCAAAGACCUUGAGCCGAAGCCCUGUUUUCUAUUACUCUUCGGGUACCUUGUUAGGUGUUCUGAUGACGCUAGUCUUUGUCCUUCUGAUGUCGAGGAGACACAUUCCAAAGCACAGCACGUUUGGGGCGCUAAUGGUUGGUUGCUGGUUUGCUUCAGUUUACGCUGUGUGCCGGCUGAUGGAAGAUCUGAAGUGGCUGUGGUGUGGACACAGAGUGUAUGUGUUAGGCUAUGUCUCGGUUGUCGGACUUUGCAGCUUUGCCGCCUGUUACAGGCAUGGUCCUCUCACUGAUGAGUGGAGCAGAGGCCUUCUGAUGUGGACACUGCGGUUCUUCUCCCUGGUCCUGGUCUACACUGGUGUGGCCGUGCCUCAGUUUGCCUAUGCGGUUAUGGUCCUCCUCCUGUUCUCCUGGAGUCUGUGCUAUCCACUGAGAGCACUUGACUGUCUGAGGUGGAAAAUGAAGCAAUGGUUCACAACAGAACCGCUGAUGGUGAGGUACCUCACGGACGAUGAGUACAGGGAGCAAGCUGAGGCAGAAACAACCAGCGCUCUUGAGGAACUGCGCCGUGCCUGCUGCAGGCCUGACUUCCCUUCCUGGCUGGCUGUCUCCAGACUCCAGGCUCCUAAAAAAUUUGCAGACUUUGUUCUCGGAGCGAGCCACUUGUCACCCGAAGAAGUCAGCACACACGAAAAGCAGUAUGGCCUUGGGGGUGCCUUCUUGGAAGAGCAGCUCUUUAGCCUUCCUGCUGACAGUCUACCUGCAAGUUGACUUCCUUCUGAACAAGAGAGCGGGUAAAAGGCAAAGGUCCUGUUACCGUGGGCAGAACCAUUUAUGGACAGUGGAAAAAGUGUGCGCUGCAGAGAAAAGCCACUGAGGAAGGAAAAGCAAACCUGAGAACUGACUCUCGGCAGCUCACUUUUGCUGUAAGUGGCACAAGGACUCUAAGAAUUGCUGCCACCUGCCCUGAGUGAAGAAGACCUUCCUUAGAACCGUGGGAACUGUUCUUUAGGACCAGGAAGCAAGGUCAGAUACUGUCCCAGCACCAGGCACUAACUUCUCUCUUGAUGCCCUGAGGUUGGGUCAAAAGGCUACAUUGUUCUCCCUCCAUUUCUUAAUUAAUUCAGUGUUUUCUAAAGUGCAGUCCACGUGAUACUAGUCAGGGCUGGUGAAGGAUGCUCACGCCAGUCGUGACUGACUCAGAGUCCCCGUCCUGCAGAUUUCUCCAUCUUCGGUGGUGUCAAGAUGUGGGUCUUCUGAAAGGCAGACAUCAUGUACAAGGACUUCGGAUUUAUUGACCACAAACCAUUUCUCAUGAGAUCAGUAAUCUUUAGAACACAUUUGGAAAAUGCUACUGAUGGUGUAAUUUGGGUUUGAGAGACAUGUCCUCCUCAGCAGCCCGGGCAGCGUCCCAGCCCUGGUGCAUCCUGGGACUCAGGUAGAAGACACGUCUUCAGUUGCAGGGUCCGGGCUGUCUCCCCACAGCCUCGGUCUCACUGUGUUGGUGCCUCUGUUUUUUGUUUGUUUUUUAAUAACAGCCUAUCAGAUUUAAUAACUGAAGAAAAGGAAACAUUUCUUAUGAUUAUACUUAAUGUAUUCACAAGGUUUUAUAUGCAGACAGACUAUCAUUACUUUUUGUACUUUUUAUAUAUUGAAAGUGAGAUUUAUUUUUUUUAAACUGCUUUUAUAUGUUUGCCAUGAUUUCUCACAAAAUAGGUUUGUGAUACUCUUUAUAAAGAGCAAAUGUUUGUUUCUUUGUCCGUGAUAAACUCCAGCACAAAAUGAGCCACUAACUAUACCUCACCCGAAGGGCAGAAACGCGGGUCCAAGGGUUGAGUGUGGUGAACGUUCUGUGAAGAAGUUGCUGCUUGAUUCUGAGAGUCGGAUACAGAGUUGUUGUCUUUGUUUUGUGAUGAUAACAACACGAGCAACCCUCCUUUAUAAAGAGAGGCACAGCGAGGGGCACGCACACAGGUUGUCGCUGUCAUUUCUUGAGAUCAGUGCUACCUUCCUGGAACUUUCUAGAUUUCUCAAAUGAUCUUUCUGAAGCAGCCUGUCAGUGUUUCUAGGUCUGCUUUUUGACAGACAUAUUUAAUAUUAGGAGUCUUUUUGUUGUCUUUUUAUUUUUUUUUAAUGGUUGCUGCCUUUUGAGCCACAACUGUCUGAAUCAGCAACUGCUAGGCCGCAAGGGCCGUAGCCGGAGGGAAAUCUGUUCCCUCCGGCUCCAACUCUCGAAUAACUAAACCUCCCCCCCUCUAAAGAAGUCAAGAUUCAAAGGUUAAGAUGGAAUCCUGCUCUUCAGAGGCUGAAUAGCAAGUAGCUCACCUCCUCUCCUUGCCCUCGUCCUCCAAAAAGCCCCUGUGUGUCUCCUCGCCCCUCCUCAUAAACCCUUUCUCAUCCGGCUCCUCCCCACCACUUCCUGUCAGCUGGUUAAAACUCACUGCAGGUGAGUUUUAUUUAAUCAAACACAUCUUUGCAUCAUUAGACAAACAUUCUGGAGCAUAAACAAAAGUAACACACCUUGAAACACUAUCCUACGACACUUUUUCCUUUCCUUAAAGCUCCACUCGGUUCAGUCUGUGCCUUUACACAGACCUUGAUUUUAAAAAGUCAAAGAAUGUGGUCUGGAGAGGUGGCUCAGUGGUUAAGAGCACUUGCUGCCUUGCAGAGACAUGGGUUCAGCCCCCAGCACCCACAUGGCAUGACAGCUUACAACCAUCCAUAACUCCGGUUCCAGGGGAUCUGAUACCCUCUGACUCUGCAGGCACCAGGCAUGCAUGUGUUGCACAUACACGCAGGCAGGCAAGACACUCAUGCAUAAAAUAAAAUUCUAAAAUCUAAAAAAUACAUAUCUAUAAAUAUAUACAAAACUGUCAAAUGAUGUGCUUCUGUCCUCUUGGCAACCAACUCUUUCGCAGGUAUAGACAAGAGUUCUAACAUGAUUCGGCCGCAGCUGAAUCUGGUUUUCAUUUUCUGUAGCUUUAUUUAUUGGUGGCAUACGGUAACAUGUCAGAUGUGCCUGCGCUCAUGCCUAGCCACGGUCACCCUCGCUGAGCAGUUUGUCUAGGAUAGACUGUGUGUGUGUGUGACGGACACAGGAACGCCUACUGAUCCCCCGACAGCCCAGCCUUCCUGAGCCGCUGGACACUGCACUGUGAGGAGACAGCGCAAGUCAGUGUGACCGCAAUAAAACAUGGGCUGUCUUUUGGGAUGCUGUUUUCCAUGCUUAUUUUUGGAAGAAUCAUGGAUCUGUCAGGCUGUCACGUGAUAACUGUGAGAAGCUAAACAAUUAAAGCAUUUCUGGUGAA